GCUUGUGGCCGGAUGCGCGGAUUGCAACGAUGCACGAGUCUUCUGACCGACAGAAUGUGAUCGAAAAAUACCUCCAAGGGUUACAUCAUCAUGAAGACGGCUACUCCCACGGCUACCUGAAGUCAGACGAUGAGCUUAAGCUUUUUGAGAGGUCCUUGGCUGCCGUCAACGAGAGGUAUGCUGUGCGGACAUCAAGAGACCUGAACAAGUCGUCUAAAUCCAAUGUCGUCUUCUCCAUGAUCCACUCCGGGUGCAGAAUUUCUCUUGACAAUGUGCCGUUUCGAGUUGUCAAGGAAGCCAUCAAAGUCUGCAUAUUUGGAACGGAAUACUAUAAAAAGACUCCAGGGGAAAAAAAAAGACCCGGUAUGUCGCAUGGUUAUGCACUUGCAAACGUUUCAGUCUCAUGCAGAUAUCCAGCAGCCUUUCUAUUCAAAGAUUGUGUGCAGGCAGUGUACAGAGAAUUUACAUGAUGUUACUGCAGGUUA
Rhipicephalus sanguineus (brown dog tick) is the source of this 485-nucleotide messenger RNA. RefSeq lists its product as uncharacterized. The transcript has 2 exons. The record is from RefSeq and is a predicted model, not a curated record. Bases 30 to 470 code for a protein of 146 amino acids. NCBI's taxonomy places the organism in Eukaryota, Metazoa, Arthropoda, Arachnida, Ixodida, Ixodidae.